Messenger RNA from Cataglyphis hispanica, 1929 nucleotides. It is a transcript of the gene Hlc, whose product is annotated as probable ATP-dependent RNA helicase DDX56. The coding region runs from base 159 to 1883 and encodes 574 amino acids. Gene Ontology annotation, molecular function: RNA helicase activity; nucleic acid binding; ATP binding. The transcript has 5 exons. Gene Ontology annotation, cellular component: nucleolus. The record is from RefSeq and is a predicted model, not a curated record. Lineage: Eukaryota; Metazoa; Arthropoda; Insecta; Hymenoptera; Formicidae.
UGGUAAAGAUAGUAAAAGCGUAUUUGCAGAGCGUGGUAAGGAUAGUAAAAGCGUGUUUUGUUAGGUUAGAUUAGAAUAGAACAGUUUGUAACUUGUAACAUUUCUUAUAUCAUCUGUGAUUUUUAAUUGAAAAAUUGGAAUAAUAAAUCUGUUCAGAUAUGUCUAUAAAUGAGAUAGAAUUAGACGAAGAAGACGAAGUAAAACCGAAAAAUUUUCACGAAUUAGAAUUAGACGACAGACUAUUGAAGGCUAUUGCAAAACUUGGUUGGACAGAGCCCACAUUAAUACAAGAAAAAGCAAUACCUCUGAUACUUGAAGGAAAGGAUGUCUUAAUUAGAGCACGUACAGGUUCAGGCAAAACUGCUGCAUUUGCAGUGCCACUUAUUCAGAAAAUAUUGGUAAAUAAGCGAACACAAAAGAAACAGCAGAUUAAGGGUCUUAUUGUUGCACCUAGUAAGGAACUAUGCAAGCAAAUUUAUGAUGUUAUCAUGUGCCUGACUAUAAAAUGCUAUAGAGAAAUUAGAGUAAUUGACAUCAGUCCACAAACAGAUUUAAAUGCACAGAAACCAUUACUUAAUGAAAUGCCAGAUAUUAUAGUGGUUACACCUGGUCGAUUAUUGCAGCAUCUAAAAGCAGGAAAUUUGAUGCUGAAGCAUAGCCUAGAAACAUUAAUAAUUGAUGAAGCUGAUCUGCUCUUUUCAUUUGGAUAUGAAAAUGAAAUUAAAGCAGUAUUGACUUAUCUACCAACAGCAUAUCAAGCAAUUUUAGCAUCUGCUACGUUAUCUGAGGAUGUCAAAGCUUUGAAAAAAUUAGUUCUACACAAUCCAGCAAUUUUAAAACUAGAAGAACCACCUUUGGCUCCUCCAACUCAAUUAGCUCAUUAUAUUUUGGCUGCAGAGGAAACUGAUAAAGCUGCCAUUUUAUAUGCUUUGCUGAAGUUACAUUUAAUUAGGGGGAAAACCAUAAUCUUUGUAAAUACAGUUGAUAGAUGUUAUAAAUUGAAGUUGUUCCUGGAACAAUUUGGUAUUCCCACUUGUGUCUUAAAUUCCGAGUUACCGGCGACUUCAAGAUGUAGAGCGGUUUCACAAUUCAACAGUGGCACUUAUGAUAUCAUAAUAGCAUCAGAUGAAAAGGCAUUAGAAGAGGUAAAAAAAUACGCAUGUUGUAAUGAAAUAUAUUUAUAUUAUAUAUAUCAUUAUUUUUAUUUUUUACAGCCACAUAUAAUAAAAACGAAAAAGGAUAAACGAAAGAAGGACAAAGAAUCGGGUGUAGCGCGCGGCAUCGACUUCCAAUUUGUGUCCAAUGUAAUCAAUUUUGACUUUCCGUUGGAUAUAAAUUCUUAUAUACACAGAGCAGGACGCACUGCUCGCGGGACAAAUCAAGGAACUGCCCUUAGUUUUGUAGCGAUCAGAGAGAGACCGCUAAUGGAGAAAGUAGAAGAGCAUUUGAAGUGCAUAUACAAUUGCGAAAAUCUAUUUAAGACUUAUCAAUUUAAAUUGGAAGAAGUGGAAGGCUUCCGUUAUCGUGCAAAAGAUGGUUGGAAAGCUGUUACAAGAAUUGCUGUCCGAGAGGCACGAUUAAAAGAAAUUAGACAGGAAGUUAUAAAUUGUGAAAAAUUGAAAAGUUACUUCGAAGAUAAUCCGCGAGAUCUGCAAUCAUUGCGCCAAGACAAGGCAUUACAUACUGUGAAACUGCAGCCACAUUUAAAAGAUGUGCCUGAAUAUAUAGUACCACCAACUUUAAAAGGUAUCAUGGGAAUAGGGAAAAGAAAAAGAAAAUUUGAUAGGGAUGCUGCAUCAUCAGGAGCAACGGCUGUCAAAUCGAGACAUCAAGCUCGCGCGUCAAAUCCGUUGAUAAGUUUGCAAAUACCAAAAAAAAAAUAAUUUUUUGUAAAUUAAUUCAGUGUACUUUAUAAAUCUGUUACGAUUA